GCAAGAGUGGGGUGUGGCCAGGAGGGGAGCCUGCGGGGGUGGAGCAUCCAGUUCUGGGCCAGGGGGUCCAAAGUGCUUAGCUCCCAGGGUGCACAGCUGGACAUUUGGGGGUCUUCUGUCAGCAGGGGACAGCGUGAAUGGGGGCAAUGGCAUCUCCCGGCCACAUCCUGGCUCUGUGUGUGUGUCUCCUCUCCAUGGCCAGUGCAGAAGCUCCACAGGAACCGGAUCCAUUCACCUACGAUUACCACACCCUGCGGAUCGGCGGCCUCACUAUCGCUGGAAUCCUCUUCAUCUUGGGCAUCCUUAUCAUCCUUAGCAAGAGAUGUCGAUGCAAAUUCAACCAACAGCAGAGAACCGGGGAACCCGAUGAAGAGGAGGGAACUUUCCGCAGCUCCAUCCGCCGUCUGUCAUCCCGCAGGCGGUAGAACCUCCACCUGGCUCCAGGAAACUCAGCCAGAACCCCCUUAGCACCUGACACCUCUCCCCACCCAGAUGCUCGCCUGUGACCACCCCCAGCGUCCCCUGCAUCAGCCCUGCCUUUCGGACACCCCUUGCUGCUCAGACCUCUAAUAAAACUCGGUUUUCCUUCUUGAUA
Messenger RNA from Mus caroli (Ryukyu mouse), 595 nucleotides. It is a transcript of the gene Fxyd1, whose product is annotated as FXYD domain containing ion transport regulator 1. Gene Ontology annotation, molecular function: sodium channel regulator activity. Gene Ontology annotation, cellular component: membrane. Lineage: Eukaryota; Metazoa; Chordata; Mammalia; Rodentia; Muridae. Gene Ontology annotation, biological process: monoatomic ion transport; regulation of sodium ion transmembrane transporter activity. The record is from RefSeq and is a predicted model, not a curated record.